AGAGAGAGAGAGAGAGAGGAAGAGGAGCGAAGAAAACAGGGAAAUAAGAAGAGAAUAAAGAGAGAGAGAGAGCAAGGGAGGAGUUUGUUGUUCAUGUCAAACAUAACAGGAGAUGGUGGGAGCUUCUCUUCUGGGAUCAACACAGGAGAAGAUGAAGACCAUCAGCACCACCAACAACAGCAGCUCCAUCACCACCUUUUUGAAGGCCCAGCGGCUGCCAGAGCUAACAGUGAUGUCUCCACUUCACGGCUGCCACCACCGCUGGCUGUCAAGAAGAAACGGAACCUCCCAGGAAAUCCAGACCCGACUGCGGAGGUGAUCGCUUUAUCACCAGAAACCCUAAUGGCAACCAGCCGCUUUUUCUGUGAAAUUUGUCACAAGGGCUUCCAAAGGGACCAAAACCUUCAAUUGCACCGCCGAGGCCACAACCUUCCAUGGAAACUAAAGCAAAGAACAAGCACGGAGAUCCGAAAAAGGGUGUAUGUAUGCCCCGAACCCACAUGCGUGCACCACAACCCAAGCCGUGCCCUCGGCGAUCUCACUGGGAUCAAGAAGCAUUAUUGCCGAAAACAUGGAGAGAAGAAGUGGAAGUGUGACAAAUGCUCGAAGAAGUAUGCAGUGCAGUCAGAUUGGAAGGCUCACUCCAAAAUCUGUGGAACCAGGGAGUACAAGUGUGACUGUGGCACCAUCUUCUCCAGGAGAGAUAGCUUCAUCACCCACAGGGCCUUCUGUAAUGCUUUGGCCCAAGAGAACAACAAGCUAAACCAACCACUCAUGGCUGCCAUGGCCUCAAGCUUACAAGGCCAGGCCCCCAAUCUCAUGAUCCCUCUCGACGCCAAUGCCACCUCUAUCGGUCUCUCCAAAUUCAGGCAUGACGACAUGAAGAACCCACCACCCCAGGCCUUCUCCAAUCGACCUCUCACCAUGGCUGAAAACCUAAGGACCAUUCCCUCCUCUAGCCUUCAACUCAGUUGUCGUGGCCCAAUGGGCUUCGAUGGGCUCGAUGAUGUUAGUAUGGAUCGGUUGAUGGUUGGAUCAGCCCACAUGUCAGCCACUGCUCUUUUAGAGAAAGCAGCCCAAAUGGGUGCCACUGCCAGUGGGAACAAUAUCAUGCACAGGAGCUUUCCCUCUGUAAUGGCUGGGCCUACUUGGGCCUUCGACACAAAGCCCUUCGGCCCAAUAAAGGCCCAUGAGCCGUUUGAUCAGUUGCGGUUGCAAAGCGAGCAUACUCAACUGCUUGGGAUCAAUGGAGGAGGGACUACUAAUCAGUUUUACGAUCCUUCAAUUAAUCACAUCGGUGUAUUUGCGACUGCACGAAUGUUGAUGAACGGUGAUGAUGGGUUCUCAAAGAAUGUGGAGCAUCAUGGUGGUGGUGGCAGUGGCGGCGGGACAGGUGAGGGGAAUGUGAUGACUGUGGACUUCCUAGGUGUUGGAGGAGAAGGGAGCUUAAAUGAGCAAAAGCAAGCAAUGGAAUAUGGAAGCAUUGGUCAUCAGCAGAGGUUGGAAGGGCUGCAUCCAUUUCAGCAACAGAUGGUCCAUGGACCUGAAAUGGGAAAGCCCUUGUGGGAUGCUUGAUGUAAUUUAUUAGAGUGAGAUCUUGCUCGGUGUAUUUUGUUUCAUGAAGCAGUCUUAGUGAGCUGGGCCAUGAGAGACAAAGUCUUUCUAUGGUGUAGUAUGAAGCAUCGCCAUGGGUUGUUGGGAAAUAAUGUCACCACUUCCUGGAUUAUUGUUGCAAAAUUUUAGUGGAGGGCAAAGACCAAAGGUUUGAAGCA
Molecule: messenger RNA, 1772 nt
Organism: Elaeis guineensis (African oil palm)
Lineage: Eukaryota; Viridiplantae; Streptophyta; Magnoliopsida; Arecales; Arecaceae
Product: zinc finger protein GAI-ASSOCIATED FACTOR 1
Cellular component (GO): nucleus
Molecular function (GO): DNA-binding transcription factor activity
Source: RefSeq, a predicted model, not a curated record